Messenger RNA from Anolis sagrei ordinatus, 392 nucleotides. NCBI's taxonomy places the organism in Eukaryota, Metazoa, Chordata, Lepidosauria, Squamata, Anolidae. The record is from RefSeq and is a predicted model, not a curated record.
UUGAGAGGAGGCGAAAAUGGUACGGCCCAAACAAUAUGGCGGCGGGGCCUGAGUAGGCGGCGGGCGCGUCAGGCCACGAGAUGGGGGAAUGGCAGAGGAUCUUUGCUCACCAUCGCGCUGUCCCGCCGCAUCACCAGCGGAGGCGGCACCAAGCGCCCCGGGAAUCGACGGCGUUCCAGUGUGUCCUGAAGCGGGUGGAGGGGGACGUCCUGAGGCAGAGAACGCUGGGCAAUGUGGCGGAGAUGGAAUUCCAGCUGCGCCUUUCCCUCUUCGAUGCCUCCUACCGCCACUUCUUCGGGAAGACCUGGAGAAGCGACACACAGCCCCUCAAAGCCAUGGCAGGGCAGCCCCCCACAGUCACCUUCAAUGAGCGGAUGAUCGAAACUUUCUGA